AUGAUGCGGAAUCCAAAAUUGGGCAAUCGCAACACUUCGUUGGAGAGUUUUGAGGUCUGCACUGGACAGAAGAAGGUUGUAGAAUAUGUAAAGCAGAUUCUACAACCAAAAGUCCAAGGGUCCAUCUUCCCAAGGGAUCCGCCGUAUCCUAUCUUUGAUGGCUUGGAUCGACUUCGUGUUCGUGCCAUUUUUGCGCUAGCCCUUGGUUGCGAUGCAUUGCCUGGAGGUAUUGAUGGCUUUGGAGCAUCAAAAGCAGUUAUAAUCCGAUCGAAAAUUGAUUUUAGGACAGAUCCAGAUGCUCCAAAGGAAGAGUUGCUGAAACACCUAGUGGAUGCUUCAUUGAAGUCAAAGCCCAAGAAGUACAUGCAUGUUCCAUCCGGGCUCACGCGAGAGGACAUCAUUUGCCUAAGAUGGAGAACGAGAAAGGUUCAGAGUGGAAUUGGAAAGGGUAAUUUUUCUGCAAUAGAUACGGUCACACCGCUGGGCACUUCAAAGACUUUUUUGGAAUGGCUUUCCCCAUUUGAAUUUGCCACAGAUGCAGCAAAAAAGGCUAGAGUAGAGCCCAAACCACAAGACUUGGGACUAUUGCGAGAAAAGGUGCCUAGAUUCGAGAGUCCAGAGAAGAAGGCACUGAAAAUUCUGACAAAAGAUAACAUGAUGGCAAUUCCAAAGCAACCUACUGGUGAAGCGACAGACAAGAAUCCCGACUAUUUGGCAGUACAAGUUUUGCCUUGA
This is a messenger RNA of Cylindrotheca closterium, 735 nucleotides long. The record is from the annotation of a GenBank genome assembly. Lineage: Eukaryota; Bacillariophyta; Bacillariophyceae; Bacillariales; Bacillariaceae.